AUGGAUAAGCUUAACUACUAUUCGUUAGUAUCGAAAGUUUGCUCAGAAAUCGAAAAUCACUUCGGAGUUUCGGAUAGAGAUGCAGCCGAAUUUAUUAUUCACUUAGCUACCAAAAACAACAGUUUUAAACUAUUCAAAGCCGCCUUAAUAGAAAAUGAUUUGGGCGACCAGUUUAACGAUUCCCUCAUAUCAAACUUACUGCGUUUGAUCCAGCAUAUGACCUCGGCAGAAAAAAAAGCAGCAGCUAAAGAAAAUCACAAAAUCACUCUGAUCUCCGAUGCCAAAGAAGAAAUUAAGUGCCGCUUACCGGCUCUUGCCAUGCCAAAUAAAAGUACAGACAAUCUCUUGUCGAAGAUUGAAGGAUUAAUGCCAAAAUGGAAAGAAGAAAAAGUAACAGAGAGUAGUGAAAAGACAAGGAGAUCACAUUCAAGGUCUCGCUCCAGGUCCGGGUCUAGAGAUAGGAAAGAUAGAAAACGCAAGAGAAGUAGAAGUAGAGAUCGCCAUAGACAUAGAGAUAGAAGAUCUCGUUCACGUGAAAGAAGAUCUCGUUCGCGUGAUAGAAAGGAUCGUUCGCGUGAUAGGAAGGAUCGUUCACGUGAAAGAAGACGUUCGAGAAGUCGUGAUCGCGGCGCAAGACAUGGAAGAGAUCAAGAUGAUCGUAGAAGCUCUAGAGUCCUUCCAGAUGCUGCUGAAGUUGGAAAAAUAUAUAACGGAGAAGUCAAUAAUAUUCAAAAUUUCGGAGCUUUUGUCCGGUUGCUCGGAUUCCGUACUAAAAUAGAAGGACUGGUACACAUUUCACAAAUCAAGAAAGAUAGAGUUAAGACGGUUUCUGAUGAGCUCUCUCGUAAUCAAAAAGUGAAAGUGAAAGUUUUGGAAAUCUCAGGACACAAAAUAUCACUCAGUAUGAAGGAGGUUGACCAGAAUACUGGUGAGGAUCUCAAUCCUCCAGAAAGUAAACUGUCUGACGAUGCUGUUGGUGUGGCAAUCCGGAACCCUGAAGCUCCUUGGGCUAACCCUGAAAAAGCGAUGGAGGCCGUUCCUAACUCGAGUUCCCGAAAAAGUCGACCUAAACUAUCUACCCCUGAACGCUGGGAGCUUCAACAGAUGAAGGGUGCUGGUGUUGUUGGAUUUAUGGAUAUGCCUGAUUACGACGAAGAGUUGGGAGUGCUGAAGACUCAUGAAGAAGAAUCCGAUGGAGAAGAUAUCGAAAUCGAAUUGGUAGAAGAAGAACCUGACUUCCUCCGAGGUUAUAAUAAAUCGAACCAAGAAAUUGAGCCUGUAAAGGUUGUGAAAAACCCUGAUGGAAGUAUGGCCCAAGCUGCUUUAAUGCAGGGAGCAUUGUCUAAAGAAAGAAAAGAGGUCAAAAUACAGUCUCAAAGAGAGAAAGAACAGCAAGACCAGAGAGGAAGCUUAUCAGGAACCAGGAUGCUUGAUCCCAUGCAAGAGAGACAAGCUCCUGCUUCUAGAGAUGAUGGACCAAUGCGAAGAGAUAAGGACAUGCCUGAUUGGUUAAAACACGUAACUGCUGGUGGAAAGGCUACUUAUGGAAAAAGGACAAACUUGAGUAUGAAGGAACAGCGGGAGUCUCUUCCUAUCUUCGGAUUGAAGCAACAGUUGAUCCAGGCUAUGGCAGACAAUCAAAUUCUUGUCGUCAUCGGAGAGACGGGUUCCGGUAAAACUACUCAGCUCACACAGUAUGCCGUAGAAGCUGGGUUUGCCAGGCGAGGAAAGAUUGGUUGCACACAGCCCAGAAGAGUGGCUGCCAUGUCCGUUGCUAAACGUGUAGCCGAAGAGUUCGGGGCGAAGUUAGGACAAGAAGUUGGAUACACUAUUCGUUUCGAAGAUUGCACAAGUCAAGACACCAUUAUUAAGUAUUGCACUGAUGGUAUGUUACUUCGUGAAUGCUUGAUAGAUCCUGAUCUCACAUCUUACUCAUUGAUUAUGUUGGACGAAGCUCACGAACGUACUAUCCAUACAGACGUUCUUUUCGGUCUUCUGAAAGCAGCCGCCAGAAAAAGACCCGAUUUGAAGCUUAUUAUUACUUCAGCUACACUUGAUGCAGUGAAGUUCUCCGAGUAUUUCCUUCAAGCUCCUAUUUUCACGAUCCCUGGUCGUACAUUCCCUGUCGAAAUUCUUUAUACAAGAGAGCCUGAGACGGAUUACUUGGAAGCUGCAAAUCUCACAGUCAUGCAAAUUCAUUUAACUGAACCCAAAGGAGACAUUUUGGUCUUCUUGACUGGACAGGAAGAAAUUGACACUUCUUGUGAAGUUCUAUAUGAACGAAUGAAGUCUCUAGGUCCUGAUGUCCCGGACCUCAUCAUUCUACCCGUUUACGGAGCACUGCCUUCCGAAAUGCAAACACGAAUUUUCGAACCAGCUCCUGAGGGAAAACGUAAAGUAGUCAUUGCCACUAAUAUCGCUGAAACAUCUCUAACUAUCGAUGGAAUCUUCUAUGUAGUAGAUCCAGGUUUCGUCAAACAGAAGAUUUACAAUGCCAAGAGUGGUAUGGAUUCACUGGUAGUUACUCCCAUUAGUCAGGCUGCUGCGAAGCAAAGAGCCGGAAGAGCCGGUAGAACUGGACCCGGUAAAUGCUAUCGACUCUACACCGAAAGAGCUUACAGAGAUGAAAUGUUACCUACUCCCGUUCCCGAAAUUCAAAGAACCAAUCUGGCUGCCACAUUACUCCAGCUCAAAGCUAUGGGAAUUAAUAAUUUGAUCGACUUUGACUUCAUGGAUGCCCCACCUCUAGAUUCUAUGAUUACGGCUUUAAGUGAGCUGCAUACAUUAUCAGCUUUAGACGGAGAUGGACUUCUUACAAAGUUAGGAAGAAGAAUGGCAGAGUUCCCCUUAGAUCCUGCUCUUUCCAAGUUGCUCAUUAUGUCUGUUGAAUUGAAAUGUUCGGAAGAAGUUCUGACAAUAGUGUCUAUGCUGAAUGUGCAGAAUGUUUUCUACCGACCGAAGGAGAAACAAGAGCAAGCCGAUCAAAAGAAAGCAAAAUUCCAUCAGCCAGAGGGAGACCAUCUGACACUACUGGCUGUUUAUAACUCUUGGAAACAUCAUCAUUUCAGUCAGCCUUGGUGCUACGAAAACUACAUUCAAAUAAGAACGUUAAAACGUUGCCAGGAUGUGAGAAAGCAAUUAUUGGGAAUUAUGGAUCGUCAUAAGUUAGAUAUGAUCAGCUGUGGCAGAGAAGUACAACGGGUUCAAAAAGCUAUUUGCUCAGGUUUCUUCAGGAAUGCUGCCAAGCGCGAUCCUCAGGAAGGCUAUCGUACGUUGGUUGACGGACAAAAUGUAUAUAUUCAUCCUUCCUCUGCUUUGUUCCAAAAUCAACCAGAAUGGGUAGUUUAUCACGAAUUGGUCAUGACCACUAAAGAAUACAUGAGAGAGGUAACGACAAUCGAUCCCAAAUGGCUAGUAGAGUAUGCUCCAUCUUUCUUCAAAGUUGGAGAUUCUACGAAGUUAUCUGCAUUCAAGAGAAACCAAAAGAUCAAUCCACUGUUCGACAAACAUGCCGAGGUUAAUGGCUGGAGAAUCACUCACGUCAAGAAGAGAAUCUACAAUCCCAAUAAAUAA
This is a messenger RNA of Auanema sp. JU1783, 3573 nucleotides long. The record is from the annotation of a GenBank genome assembly. NCBI's taxonomy places the organism in Eukaryota, Metazoa, Nematoda, Chromadorea, Rhabditida, Rhabditidae.